Molecule: messenger RNA, 5230 nt
Organism: Anopheles funestus (African malaria mosquito)
Lineage: Eukaryota; Metazoa; Arthropoda; Insecta; Diptera; Culicidae
Gene: glu
Product: structural maintenance of chromosomes protein 4
Exons: 4
Coding region: 120-4295 (1391 amino acids)
Biological process (GO): mitotic chromosome condensation
Cellular component (GO): chromosome
Molecular function (GO): protein binding; ATP binding; ATP hydrolysis activity
Source: RefSeq, a predicted model, not a curated record
CAUAAAACACAAACAUAAUCGCGCGCGUUGUUUGCAUUCUGUUCUCCGGAAAGGCAGUAUUAAAUCGUAUAGUUUGUGAAUAAAUUGAUGGUUCGUGUUUUUUGUGUAUUGAAAGCAGCAUGAGCAGCGCAAAGAAACAACGUCCUGGAGGCGACGGGAGUAACAAAACCAUUGCACCACCAAAACAACCCCAGCCAUCGGAACCGAUGGACGCCGACGUUGAUGAAGAUGCACUGAUGUCAGAAGACGAGGAGGGAGGGACGCGUAUUGGCGGCAUCUACAUUCCGCCACCGGUUCCACCGUACUGUUCCACGGAAUGUAAGGGGCCUCGUUUAAUCAUUGAAUGCAUCUCGAAUUAUAACUUUAAAAGCUAUGCCGGACACGUAAUGCUUGGACCGUUUCAUCAACGAUUUUCUGCCAUCAUUGGUCCGAACGGAAGUGGCAAGAGUAACGUGAUAGAUUCGAUGCUGUUUGUGUUUGGCUACCGGGCACAGAAGAUCCGCUCGAAGAAGCUCUCGGUUCUGUUGCACAACUCUUCGAAGCAUCCGAACACAAACAGCUGCACGGUGGGAGUGCAUUUCAAGCAAAUCGUCGAUCGAGAAGAUGGAUCGUUCGAUGAGGUGCCGAACAGUGCGUUUGUCGUCGCUCGAACGGCUUUCCGGGAUAACAGUUCGUACUACACGAUCGACAACAAGCGCGUACACUUUAAGGAGGUUUCCAAAUUGCUGAAACAGCACGGCAUCGAUCUGGACCACAAUCGGUUUCUAAUCCUUCAGGGUGAGGUGGAAUCAAUUGCGAUGAUGAAGGCGAAGGCACAGACGGAAAACGAAUGUGGAUUGUUAGAGUACCUGGAAGAUAUAGUCGGUACGACGAGGUAUAAGCAGCCGUUGCAGAACAUUAACGAACGGGUCGAUUCGUUGAACGAAGAGCGCACGGAAAAGCACAACCGCUGCAAGCUGGCCGAGCGCGAAAUGAAAGACCUCGAUAAACCGUUUAACGAAGCGGUGGAAUAUCUAAAGCUGGAAAAUACACUGACCCGCGUACGGAACCAGCAGAUACAAAAGUACAUCAGCGAACAGCAGCGCAAAAUCGGCGAGUUCACCGUGGAACGGGACCAGGCCGCCGGAAUCCUUGCCAAACACGACGAAACGUACGAUGCGCUAAAGGCAGAACGCAUAGAAAAAGAGAAACUCGUGAAGGAAGAAAUCAAGCAGUACGAUGAGCUGGUCAGUGCAAAGGAAAGCAAGGAAACGAUGCUUAAGAAUUCGCUCGAUAAGUUUGCAAAGGUGCAGGCAAACAUGCGCGCUACGAAUGAGCGACGUAAGAAAACGAUGGACCAGAUCAUAACGGAGAAGGGCCGGUUGAAGGAAUUGCUCGCCGUGCCGGAGAAAAACCAGAAAGAAAUUGAAGAGUCAGAGCACAGGAUAGAAUCGCUCACAAAGCAGAAAGCUGAAGUCGAGACAAAGCUGACUGCCAACCUGGCCACGCUUAAGGACGAAACGAAGGGACUGCUGGAGGAAAAAGAAAAGCUGCAAACGGAACUGAUCGACCUGAAGCGUGCGGUCGACGAAAGCAAAUCGGCUCUGUCGAUAGCGGAAUCCGAGUUAAAGAUCUGCAAGCACGAUGAGGUCAUGGAACGGCGCAAGCUCGAAUCGCUCCGCUACUCCUACGAAGAAACCGAAAAUGACCUCAAGGAAAAACAAGAGAGGCUCAAGAUGUUGGAAGAAGCACUGCCGGCCACGCGAACCGAACUUGAAGCGGCCAAACAAAAGCUGCAAGCAAAUGUUAACGAAGAGAAAGAAUUGAGGCAGGAAUUGCGCUCGGUGCAGGGCAAGCUGCAGGAAUCGAUGUCCGCUAUGCAGUCGACACGUUCGCAGGGCAAAGUGUUGGACGCGCUGAUGCGUCAGAAGAACGAAGGACGCAUUCCGGGUAUUCUUGGGCGGUUGGGAAAUCUCGGCGGUAUCGAUGCACGAUACGAUGUUGCCAUUUCGACGUGCUGUGGAACGCUCGAUCACAUCGUGGUAGAAACAGUCGACACGGCGAAGACUUGCAUCGAAUUUUUGAAGGAUCACGAUAUCGGUCGGGCAUCGUUUAUUGCGCUGGAGAAGAUACAACAGUACGAGCGCAAUUGUCAUACCAGAAUACAGACACCCGAAAACGUACCCCGAUUGUUUGAUUUAAUUCGCGUUGAAGACCAACGUGUGCUGCCCGCGUUCUAUUUCGCCCUGCGCGACACAUUAGUGGCGGAAAAUCUCGAUCAAGGUCAACGGAUUGCGUACGGACGGCAGCGAUUCCGCGUGGUUACGCUCGGCGGGGACGUGAUUGAAACGUCCGGCACAAUGUCCGGUGGUGGUCGUUCGCAACAUCGUGGCCGCAUGGGCACGACGGUGCAAACCAAAACGUCCGCCAGCGAACCGGCGGGAAUUUCGAAUCGCGAAAUAGAGCAGAUGCAAAUCCGUGCGCAAGAUAUCCAAUCCCAGAUCAACUACGUGCAGGAGCAGCAGGGCCAACUGGAAGCCAACAUUCAGCAGCUGACGGCAAAACUCAAGCAGCAGGAAAUGGAACUGAAGCGAAUGCGCAUGGAUGUUGCAAGUUUAACUCAGCAGAUGCCACGGCUGAAGGCGCAACUGGAUUCGCAGGCAGAACGUGUCGCCAGUACGCAUUCCGAUCCGGAAAAGGUGCGCGCGCUGGAGGCAAAGGUAGCCGAAUGCAAGAAAGCACACGUAAGCUCCACCGGCAUAGCGGACAAGAUGCAGAAAGACGUCGAUCGGUACACGGAACAGAUUAAUGAAAUUACCGACAGUAAGGUGAAGGUGCUGCAGACAAAAAUUAACACACUGGGCAAGCAGAUUGACAAACUGUCCGCUAACAUCUCGAAGCUAACGGUCGACAUCAAAACGUCCGAGCGAAAUGUGAAAAAAUCGGAAGAUAAAAUCAAGAGCAUGGAAGCCGAAGUUGAGGCGGCCCAGGAUGCAAUACGGAAAGACAACGAUGAGCGUACGAAGCUGGAGGAGGAGGCAAGCAAGCUUCAGGAAGAGCUAGAAGCAAUGAAAGAAGCUAUCACAAAAGCGCACGAAGGUUCUUCCAGCAUCAAAAAAGAGAUUGUAGCGCUACAAAAGCGCGAAGCCGAGGGCAAAAUGAAGCGGCUCGAGUUUGAGCAGAUUCUGCAAACGAUCGAAACGAAGCUGCAGGAAACGAAGGACACACUUCCCCACUGGAGGGACAAGCUUAAACCGUUGAAGUUGCACGAAAUUCCGGGCGUUCCUCCGGAGGAACCACUGAAGGAAUACACAGAGGAGCAACUGAGUAGCUACAAGCUACCCGAUCUACAGUACCAGAUCUCCAUUCUGGAGGAGAAGCUCAACUCUAACAAACCCAACCUGUCCGUCAUCGAUGAAUUCCUGAAGAAGCAGGAAGCUUACCUUAGGCGUGUCGCCGUGCUGGAAGAGAUCACCGCCAAGCGUAACGAGAUGCGACAACUGUACGAUGACGUGCGCAAGAAACGGUUUACCGAGUUUAUGCGCGGAUUUCACAUCAUCACCAAGAAGCUGAAGGAAAUGUACCAAAUGAUAACGCUCGGCGGUGAUGCGGAGUUGGAACUGAUCGAUUCGAUGGAUCCCUUCAACGAGGGCAUCGUGUUCAGUGUACGGCCACCGAAAAAGUCCUGGAAGAUGAUUGCGAACCUUUCCGGUGGUGAGAAGACGCUUUCCUCCCUCGCGUUGGUGUUUGCGCUGCAUUACUACAAACCAUCGCCACUGUACGUAAUGGACGAAAUCGAUGCUGCACUAGACUUCAAGAACGUUUCGAUUGUGGCACACUACAUCAAGGAACGGACAAAGAAUGCACAGUUUGUCAUUAUUUCGCUGCGCUCCAACAUGUUCGAACUGUCCGAUUAUCUUGUGGGUAUCUUUAAAGUGAGCGAUUGCACCAACUCCGUCACGAUCAUGAACGAUCCGCAGAAGACCAUUACGCACAUUGGUGCUACACAGCAGCAAACGCAGCAGUUUGGGUUUCACAAUGAGAAUAUAAAUCUGCAGGACGAUGAACCGUACCGAGCCACGCUAAACGCGCCGGAGGAGAGAAAUGAUGCACCCGAAUCAACAACACAGGAAAAUAAAGAUAGUGCACAAGACACCCCAGUGGAACCGUCGUUAAUGGAAACUAGCAUCGUAGCAGAAGAAUCUAAUACGGUCGAACGAACCGAAGUACAACCGAUGGAAAUCGGAGAAGCAGAAGGAACAAGAAUAGAAGGAGAACAGGAAAAAAAGGAUGAAGAAAUAAGUGAACAACUUUAAAGAUUUUACAAUUUUAGUACGUUUAGUUAGGUACUACAAUACGGUUUUGAGCGAGAGCGAUUAACUAGACGAGAGAAUAAAUGCAAGAUCAUUUUUACGUUACUAUCUAUUUUCUUAGUUGAAAAUGAUUUAAUUUAUCUUAAUAUAUAGACUUUUUCAUUAGUGUAGUGAUUAUAGAGUAUUACACAAGUUCGCGCUAUAACAAAGAUCAAUGCACCUGCACCAGUUUUGCAGCGUUGUAACUAUUUUAAACGCUCUGUUUUCCGCAAAUGCGUUUCUUUUGCUUUUCGUGAUCUUUGCACAGAUCCGAACCGAAGCAAUGAAACGAAAGUGAAGAAUCUAUGUGGCACGCGGCUGUUGGCAUUUGCGGUACGAACAAUCCCGGCUGUAAGCAUUAUAGCCAAAAGAACGGUGUCGUUGCGAUGAAAGGUGAAGUUUAAGGAACAAGCCUAGGUCAAGAUCCUUACGAUGGAUGGGUAGUCCAUCACAUUGGGUACUCGGAUACGAUGCUACAAGUUGAAUAAUCACAGUCCAUCGACACGGGAAGUCGAACGACAGAUGUGAGUUUAGCCCAACUGAGACAAAUGCAUAAGAAAUGUGUAACAAGCAAAUAAUUGCUCUAAUAGACUUAUUGGUCUUCAUCAGUUUAACAAAAUGCAUCGUUUAAGUACAAAUGCAAAUGCAAGAUCAUCUACGAACACGAAGUUCUCCCAUUUCUCACUAUCACGAUUGCUCCGAGAGCAUUUCAAGGUCAAACUAGGAUGGUACAAGCACAGGUCCUACAAUUGUAUUCCCCUGACAGACAUAUUAAAUCUGUAAAAUAGUUUCAAAUAACGAACAGUUUUCAUGCGCAAGGCUUAAAAAAAGGAUUAAAUCGGAGGACCACAAGUAAAACAUGGUUAAGAAGCAUAAAAAUAGCUUCAAUUAUUGCUAGU